Bicyclus anynana (squinting bush brown) is the source of this 1712-nucleotide messenger RNA. RefSeq names its product cellular retinoic acid-binding protein 1. The transcript is spliced from 4 exons. Bases 1217 to 1612 code for a protein of 131 amino acids. The record is from RefSeq and is a predicted model, not a curated record. Lineage: Eukaryota; Metazoa; Arthropoda; Insecta; Lepidoptera; Nymphalidae.
GGGUUUUUUUUCAGUAUAAUACAGGUGCCAUAUGUCACGGUUAUCAGUGCCUAUGCCUCAUUGACGCAUCUUUAGUGUUGUUAUAAGGUUUUAUGUCUAAGUUGAUGCAUUGUUCAGACAUGCUCCUGUGAGGUGUUUGUUAUAUACAAUAGUUUUCCACAUACUUAUUAUUAUUAUAUUUGUGUGAUGAGCAUGGGUGUUUUCCAUUGUCUGUGUGUAUUUAUACAUUAUAUAAGUAUUUAUAUGUAGUAUAUAAUUGUAUAUUAAAAUUAUAAUAUCAACUAUCUUAGCACUCAUAACACAAGCUACUCUGUAUGCUUACUUUGGGGCUAGAUAGUGAUGUGUAUCGUUUAAGUAUAUUUAUUUAUUUAAAAAAAAAAAAAAAAACUUAUGCAUAUCAAAAAGACCAACUGUUGGUGUGUAUUUGUGUUAAAUACAUAUAUUUAGUGUAGAAAUAUAUCUAAUGUUAUGUGUGUACUGUGUAGGUAUAAGUGUGAGAGAAACAUAGGUGUCAAAGUAAAAAGUGUACUUAGUUUAAAAAAAUAAAGUUUAAAAACUAUAAUCCGACUACGUAAAAAAGUGAUACAAAUAGGACGAAACAAGAAACUAUUUGUGACAGAAAUCGGGAAUGCAUAGGCACAGGCAUAGGCAUAGGUACAAAAAUGAUCAUGGUAGAGCCGUGGUCGCACCCAUUAUAUACCUACCGCGUUAUACUUAUGUUUAAUGGAGGUAUUCCCUGCAUAAUCACAGAACAUAGGUAGUAGGUGCGAUCACGGCUCUACCAUGAUAAUUUUUGUACCUAUGCAUUUCCCGAUUUCUGUCAAAAAUAUUUUCUUGUUUCGCCAUUUUUAGAACGCUUUCUUACGCAGUCGGAUUAUAGUUUAAAACUUUAUUUUUUUUAAGUACGUACACUGUUUCUCUCACUUACACAGUACACACAUAAUAUUACAUACAUUACACAUCAUCACCAUUAACAACCAGUGGCGUGCACUUCAUAGAUGCAUAAACGCAAUGCAUACCCUGAGGAUUCAUUACGUACCUGUAUUGGAGACGGAAUUUUCCAUCCAUGCACUAUAGGUAUACUAUAGUGCAUACCCUAGUUAAAAACCUUGUGCACGCCACUGUUAACAACCCAUAGUCGGCUUCGGCUGACUAUUGAGCACGAGUCUCUUCUCAGAAUAAGGGGGGGUUAGGCCUUCACCACUACGCUGGUCAAAUGUGGAUUGACAGACUUCACAUACAUACAGAAUUAAGAAAAUUCUCAGACCCCAACGAACACAUGGUCCGCCUCCUCAAGUACAAAGCCCCAGUAGUGUGCUACACGGCUGUAGGCAGCGACUCCAUCAGACUGGACCUGGACCUGGACGGGAAGCAUAUCCUCUCGCACGUGUUCAAGCUCGGAGAGGAACAGGAAAUGGUGAAGGUUGAUGGAAAUAAAAUAAAGAUGACCUACAGCUUAGAAAACGAGAAUACGUUAAAACAAGUAGUAAAGAUGCCCGACGGAAAAACCGCGUACUUUAUCAGAGAGUUCAAAGAGAAUGAAGUGAAAAUGACAGUCACAAUGGACGGCACAGAUCUAAGCGCUACGGUACACUACGAAAUUCUUCAGUAGAAGAUUGUUUACUAACUAGAAUAAUUUAUUUAUUGCUAAGUUUAUUUUAUUUAAGAUAUGAAACAGUAUUUAAAAAAGAUAUUACCUACCUAGUCAUAAA